AUGGUUUCCAAGCUUCUUACUGCUCUCGCCGUUGCUGGCGUGGCCUCGGCCGCCGGCACCAACGUUGCCAAGUUCAACGCUUACUGGGGUCAGAGUGGUCCUGCCACUGAGCGUCUCAAGGAUCGCUGUGACGAGGGCGCCGACUACAUCAGCCUGUCCUUUGUCACUUCCUCCCCCGAGAACAACCCUACCGGCUACCCUGGCAUCGGCUUUGCCGCUCACUGCUGGGCCACUGGCUUCCCCGUGAAUGGUGUCCAGUCCCAGCUGCUCGACCACUGCGGCACAAUCAUCGAGGAUCUCCAGUACUGCCGUGACAAGGGCAUCAAGAUGCUCCUCUCCAUCGGUGGCGUUUGGGACGAAAAGAGAUCCGACUAUCGCGUCACUACUGAGAAGAACGGCCGUGACUUCGCCGACUUCCUCUGGGGUGCUUUCGGUCCUUGGGAUCCCUCUUGGAAGGGCCCUCGUCCUUUUGACACCUAUGUCAACGGCGUCAUCACCAAGCACACCGCCGUCGACGGCUUCGACUUUGAUCUGGAGCUUCCCCAGGUCAACGGUCAGAACUUUGAUAACAAGCCUUGGAUCGCUAUGGCCGACCAGUUCCGCUCUCACAGCAAGGGUGUCAUCAUCACCGGUGCUCCCCAGUGCCCUACCAGCCCCCAGUGGUUCGCCAUGAAGGACAUGAUCCAGCAGACUCAGUUCGACGCCCUCUUCAUCCAGUUCUACAACAACGUCGGCUGUGACCUGAUCAUUGGCAACGACCCCACCAACCCCAACGACGAUUUCAACUACGACCAGUGGGAGGACAUCAUUGCUGCGAGCGACAACAGCAAGAACGCCAAGCUCUUUGUCGGCGUCCCUGGUGUCGCCACCCCCAAGAACCCGCAGGACGGCUACGUCACCCCCAGCCAGCUUGAGCACAUCAUCUGUAAGAUUGCCAAGCGUGACUCCUUUGGUGGUAUCUCCGUCUGGGACAUGUGGGCCGGCAAGGAAAACGUUAUUGGCGGCAAGUCUUUCAACCAGCACGUCCAGGACAUUCUAAGCAAGUGCGGUGCGCACACGACCACGACCACCACUACGACGACCACGACUUCUACGACCUCGAGCACUACGAGCACGACGACGACGACGACCUCCAGCUCUUCCAGCAUCACCACCACCACCUCGUCCAGCUCCAGCACUCCCACCGCGACUAGCACCUCGACUUCGUCUUCCACCAGCAGCCAGUCUACCUCUAGCUCCAGCAGCUCUUCCUCCGUGAGCUCCAGCUCCAGCUCCUCUGCCGUCACAACCAGCAGCUCUAGCUCUGUUGUCUCUACCUCGCAGUCUAGCUCAAGCUCAUCCACUGUCCCUACUGGAAGCUCCAGCAGCAGCUCUGCCGUCACAACCGGCUCUAGCUCCUCUGCUCAGCCCACUGGUAGCUCCAGUUCCAGCUCCGCUGUGACUACCAGCUCUACCUCGUCUGCUGCUCCUACGUCCGUGUCGAGCUCCAGCUCCGUUGUCCCUACUUCUCAGUCCAGCUCCUCGGGCUCUGUUCCCACCUCGUCUGGCACGGCCAUCCCUACCUCGGUCUCCAGCUCCAGCAUCGUCCUCACCACUGGACCUGCCACCACCACUGGCCCUGUGACCACGGCUCCUUGGAGCAACACCACCACGACCUCGCAGGAGAUGACCACCAGCACCGUCUUCACGACCACGACCCGCACCAUCACGUCGUGCGCCCCCACCGUGACCAACUGCCCUGCCCGUGUCGUCACCGAGACCAUUGCUCUGUACACAACCGUCUGCCCCGUGACCAAGACCAACCAGCCUCCCAAGCCCACUGCCACCCCCAGCCAGUCCACCGAGGAGCUGACGACCAGCACUGUCUACACCACGACCACUUACACCAUCAGCAAGUGCCCUCCCAGCGUCACUAACUGCCCCAUCGGCCAUGUGACCACGGAGACCAUCUCUCUGUCGACGACUGUCUGCCCCGUCACCAAGACCAACGAGGUUCCCCAGCCUACCCAGCCCGCUGGCAAGCCUCCUGGUGGUGAGCAGCCCUCCAGCCAGCAGCCCUCCAGCCAGCAACCCUCUGGCAGCAAGCCCACUGGCCCCCUGACCACCACCACCCUGCACAGCACCAAGACCGUCAUCAAGACCCUGUCCCUGGUCCCUGAGACAACUCUGACUGUCGUCCCCGUCAAGCCCACUGGCAGCAGCAAGUGCCCCGGCGGUCCCAACUGCCCUGCUCCUGCUCCUUCUGGCGAGCUCACAAAGUGCCCCGGCGGCCCCAACUGCCCUCCCGUCGGCACCGGUGCCCCUUCGGCUCCGAUUGUCAAGCCCACCACCCCCAUCGUCACGGGCGGUGCCUCUUCGGUCGCCGCUGGUCUGGUUGCUCUCGUGGCUGCCCAACUCUUCCUCCUGUAA
Messenger RNA from Cordyceps fumosorosea ARSEF 2679, 2409 nucleotides. Its product is annotated as Glycoside hydrolase, subgroup, catalytic core. Gene Ontology annotation, cellular component: extracellular region. Bases 1 to 2409 code for a protein of 802 amino acids. Gene Ontology annotation, biological process: carbohydrate metabolic process. Gene Ontology annotation, molecular function: chitinase activity. The record is from RefSeq and is a predicted model, not a curated record. NCBI's taxonomy places the organism in Eukaryota, Fungi, Ascomycota, Sordariomycetes, Hypocreales, Cordycipitaceae. The transcript is spliced from 2 exons.